Molecule: messenger RNA, 1011 nt
Organism: Talaromyces amestolkiae
Lineage: Eukaryota; Fungi; Ascomycota; Eurotiomycetes; Eurotiales; Trichocomaceae
Exons: 2
Coding region: 1-1011 (336 amino acids)
Biological process (GO): heme biosynthetic process
Cellular component (GO): cytoplasm
Molecular function (GO): hydroxymethylbilane synthase activity
Source: RefSeq, a predicted model, not a curated record
AUGUCGACUGCCCCGCUCGCCUCUUCGGAGAGAAAGUCGUUCAACAUCGGCACUCGUAGGUCAAAGCUUGCGCUCGCUCAGACUGACCUUGUCGUGGAAGCACUGAAGAAGAAUUAUCCACAGUAUGAAUUCAAGAUUGAAACAAAAGACACCGCCGGUGACCGCGACAAGAUCACUGCCUUCAAGGACAUGACAUCCAAGAAUUUGUGGACAGAGGAGUUGGAAGAAUUAUUGAUUGCUGGCCAGCUAGAUUUCAUCAUCCACUCUCUCAAGGAUGUCCCUACAAUACUACCCCCCACCUGUGCCCUAGGAGGCGUCCUUCCUCGUGAAGACCCGAGAGACGUGCUUAUCGUCAAACCCGGUCUGCCGUAUACCUCCCUCUCAGAACUCCCCGCCGGUUCCGUAGUUGGCACCUCAUCGAUCCGCCGUACGGCUCAAUUAGCGAUGAAAUUUCCCCACUUGAAAGUGCAGAGCGUCCGUGGUAACAUCGAAACUCGAUUGGCGAAAUUGGAUGCAGAAAAUGGCCCUUUCACGGCUAUCAUUUUAGCCGCAGCUGGAUUAUUACGAACUGAAAUGGGAGGUAGAAUUACCCAAUAUCUUGACUCGAAAAGUGGCAGUCUUUUAUAUGCCGUUGGUCAAGGCGCGAUUGGUAUUGAGGUCCGCUCGGAUGAUGUUCUUGUCUUGGACAUGCUCAAAAAUAUCGGAGAUCAAAAGACAUUCAAGGAAGUUCUGGCUGAGCGCAGUCUACUCAGAACUAUAGAAGGUGGAUGCAGUGCGCCACUCGGCGUGGAAUCAGAGUGGAUUCAAGAAGCGGACGGAACGACAAAAUUGCAUGUUCGAUCCAUCAUCGUUAGUGUAGAUGGUUCACGUCAUUCUACUGCUGAACUUGAAAAGGUCAUUGAAAGUACCGUUGCUGCUGAGACUUUCGGAAUAGAAUUGGCUCAGGAGCUGGUGGCGAAUGGUGCAGGUCCUAUUCUUGAGGAGAUCAAGGCAAACAAGGUUUCUUCAUGA